AUGAACACCUCUACCCUACCUAGUAUGCUGAUGCAGGGAUUGUUCAUUGUAAUGGAGGAGAAGUGUGAUCUUUCCAAAGAAGAUGUUAUGCGGUACAGCCGCCAGUUACUCAUCCCGGAUUUUGGGCCCUCCAAACAAUUAAAGCUAAGGGACGCUAGAGUCCUUGUUGUUGGUUGUGGUGGGUUGGGAUGCCCGGUGGGCAUCUAUUUGGCCUCUUGUGGUGUUGGCCACAUUACUCUAGUUGACGACGAUAUUGUCGAAGUAGCUAAUCUCCACCGUCAGGUUAUGCACACUGAAGCUAAUGUCGGUCGCCCCAAAGUCGAGUCUCUGUGUGAAAGUAUGAAAAGAGGUUACGGCUAUUUAUGCCGAAGGGUAUCGAACUCACGAUCUUGGAUUUCGCUGACAAGCAUAUAUCAUCUAGUGGAUCUCUUAAAUAAAUUGACAGAAACCAUAUAUUAUUGGCCUUUUUUUCGAGUCUCAUUCUCCCCAUUUUGGCUUUGUUUUAGCCACGACCUGGUUCUGGACUGUACAGACAACGUGGCUACUCGGUACCUCCUGAAUGAUGCGUGUGCCGCUUGCGGUCCCAUUCCUCUAGUUAGCGGAAGCGCACUGCGUUACGAAGGUCAAAUGACUGUCUAUUUGACAGCUCAUUUCCAAAGAGGAUUCAGCAAUGAAGCCAAACGUCAGAAAAUGAUUGAAGAGGAGAGAAUUCCCUGUUUUCGUUGUCUGAAUCCCUCUCCACCGCCUGCUGUGCAGUCAUGUUCUGAUGCUGGAGUUCUUGGUGUUGUUCCAGGUAUCAUCGGUGUUCAUCAAGCCUCUGAAGCAAUUAAAAUUUUGUCCGGAAUCGGGGACUCCAUAGCCGGUAAUUUGUUUAUCUUUGAUCUGGAGAGAAAUGUCACUAAAAAGGUUGCCUUACGCAAGUCCCGACCCGAUUGUCCCACAUGCAAUCCAACAAAUCGAAUUACUCGAGAGAAGGUAAAGACAACAAAUUACGUUUACUUCUGUGGAGCGCCAUCCAACGAUAAACCUCGCUCUGCGAACAAGCAGUUGCACAGCACUCGGCUACCAGUUCAAGAGUUGAAAGCCCUUAGAGACUCCAAUGUACCGCAUCUUCUUAUUGAUAUUCGGUCGCCGGUGGAGGUAGAAAUCUGUCGACUUAACAAAUGCCUGUAUAUACCCUUAAAGGAACUCUAUAGAGAAUCUAAUCUGGAAUUGGUGAGGGACAAAAUUAAAUCCACUUACACGAAAGACACUGAAGCACCAUAUCAGGUUGUUCUACUGUGUCGACGAGGAAAUACCUCCAAUGCUAAUGUGUGCCAAUACGAAGAGGCUCUUAAGAGAAUUUUAAAAACUACUGACUCGAGUACUGAUUUACUUGCUGUGGAAAAUGGAGACGGGGGUACUGAAAUACCCAUAAUAGUGAAAGAUGUAGCCGGUGGACUGCAAGCGUGGAGUGAAAUGGAUGACAACUUCCCUAUCUACUAA
Messenger RNA from Rodentolepis nana, 1485 nucleotides. The record is from the annotation of a GenBank genome assembly. Lineage: Eukaryota; Metazoa; Platyhelminthes; Cestoda; Cyclophyllidea; Hymenolepididae.